Protopterus annectens (West African lungfish) is the source of this 4937-nucleotide messenger RNA. It is a transcript of the gene COL23A1, whose product is annotated as collagen type XXIII alpha 1 chain. The record is from RefSeq and is a predicted model, not a curated record. Lineage: Eukaryota; Metazoa; Chordata; Ceratodontiformes; Protopteridae. Bases 56 to 1417 code for a protein of 453 amino acids. The transcript has 28 exons.
CCAGGGCCCACUUGGAUUAGAUGGCAAACCGGGUCUGCAAGGUACUAAAGGAGAUAUGGGACCUGCAGGACAAAAAGGAGAAAAGGGUGAACAAGGUGACAGCGGUCCACGGAUGGCUUUUCCUCGUUUCGAUCAUGGAUUUCUUUCUAGUGAUCAGCAUUUCUUUAGCCGAAGGAUUCUUAAGGGAGACCAAGGUCAAACAGGCCCUCCAGGCCCACCCGGACCACCCGGUAUUCCAGGACCAAGAGGUCCCCCAGGAGACACAGGAAAAGAUGGCCCAAGGGGACUUCCAGGCUUAACAGGUCCAUGGGGACCUCCCGGAUCAAAGGGUGAACCUGGAAUGCCAGGAAAAAAGGGGGAAGAAGGCAAUCCUGGACAGUCUGGUCCACAAGGACCAGAUGGACAGAAGGGAGAACAGGGUGCUAUGGGACCUCAAGGAGAACGAGGUCCUGAAGGAUUACCUGGAUCAAAGGGAGACAAGGGGGAGCAAGCAGUACCUGGAAUGCCUGGAACAAAGGGUGAAAAAGGAGAACAAGGCCUGGCUGGAAUGAAGGGUCAACCAGGAGAAGAAGGACCCCCAGGACCAAGAGGUCCACCUGGUCUUAAAGGGGAGCAAGGCGACUCCAUAAUCAUUGACUAUGAUGGAAAAAUUAUGGAUGCACUUCAGGGUCCCCCAGGUCCUGCUGGUGUUCCAGGCAUACCAGGUCUACAAGGGCCCACUGGAUCAAAGGGUGAAAUGGGAUUACCUGGUCCUCCUGGAGAAGAUGGAGAAAAGGGUCCAAAAGGCUCUAAAGGAGAUCAGGGAACAGAAGGACCACCUGGUCAGAAAGGAGACAAGGGGGAAAUGGGCUUAUCUGGUCCUGCUGGUCGUGAUGGCCAAAAAGGAGAGAAGGGAGAACCAAGUCCACCAAGCAUUGAGGAUAAUCUUGUUCAGCCAAUAUCUAUACCAGGACCGCCAGGUCCACCUGGUCCACAGGGCCCACCAGGUCUUCCUGGAUCUGUGGGAAUUCCAGGAGUUCCAGGAAUUAAGGGAGAGCCUGGAACAAGUGGAUUGAGAGGUGAUAAGGGAGAUAUUGGCGAAAAGGGAGAACAGGGUCUAAUAGGUUUACCAGGUUCCAAAGGAGAAAAGGGCAGACCAGGUGAACCAGGACUUGAUGGUUUCCCAGGCCUACCUGGAGAGAAAGGUGACAGAGGAGAAAGGGGAGAAAAGGGAGACAAAGGACAAAUAGGCAAAAAAGGAGGAAAGGGGCAGAAAGGAGAGCAAGGCCCUCCUGGGCUGGACCAGCCGUGUCCAGUGGAAAGACAUCGUCCUACAGAACAUAAAGAGGAGGCGGGCUUGCCUGGCCAAAAUGGGUCAGAUGCACCCUGCCCCUUGGGACCAGAUGGCCUUCCAGUACCAGAAUGCUGGCACAAGUGAUCACUAACCAUCACGCAUGGAGUGUGUAAAUAUUAAUGAAGAAUAUUUUUGAACUCUUUAUCAGUUUUGUAAAAAAAGUGUAGUUAAUAAUAUAUUGACCAUUUUAUACUGGACAAUUUAUAUCUGACAUUUAAGACCAUGUGUAGUAAUAUAAACAUUCCCAAUGCAAAGAGAUGUAAAUGUCUGUCUUAUGAAACUGUAACCAGAUGGACAGCAGAUGAAGGGUAUCCCCUCUAGCUUCAGCCUUUAAUGUCUGGAUUUGAAAAGGUGGCUCAAACAGGAUCAAAUAGUAUUCACCGUCUGCUGCAUGGAAUGUGGUGUCAUACAAUAUGAAACAUUUUGCUGAACCCACAUCUUGUUCUGAUUUUCUUGCUAAAGGGAGAAGCAAGGGUGAAAUCUAAAAAGAAAAAGACUUCUCACUCUUAAGGAAGGAAAGGUGCAUUGUCAACCAAGAGAAAAGCUUUGCUGAAUGAAGCGAUGGAGCCCCUCUGCUUGCAGAGGAAAGCAGUCUGCAUUUAGAAUUAGUUAUCUCAGUCUGUAUUCCAUGGCUUGCUACAGACUACAUAUAUUAUGUGUGACUUGACACAGUGAAACAAUGCAGUGUCCAUGUAUGAAGGUGCUUUCCAUAUCUUUCAGCACACCAGCACAGUAUCUGUCAUGUUUGCAGGGAAAACAGUACAACUGAUGCAGUAUUAAAUGACUAGCAUCGCACAUGACUGUCACAGAAUCUAAGGGGCAGGUACAGAGCCUGUACCUUUUACCAUAUGCACUGGAGUUUGAUUUAUUAGUUUGUUAAAUGCAGUGAAUGCCAUAGAUUCCUACAGACUGUAAACAGAGGAACUUUAGUGAACUUUUGCACACAUCAUUGCCAUCUGCAUUACUUUCUGGUGCAUAAGUAAUCAAAGCAUUACUAGUUAAGCAAUAUUAUCUAAACUUUGUUCAUAAGCUAAUGCAGGUGAAUAUAAGGGUAAGAGAUGUGUCUUAUAACUGAUAAGUAUUCAUUUCAUUCAAGUCUUGCAUUAUGUUGUGUAGUAUACAAGACUACUGUUAUAUUUUACAUUUCCUUUCCAUUGUUAUAAUUAUAUAAAUGCAAAAAACAUCAUUUCUUUGUGGACAUAAACAUAGAUGAAUUCUAUAAAUUCACUUAUGUCCUGAAACGGUAUCAUUGUCUUUAUGAUUAAGUUUAAUAGAAACAUGUUCUUUAAAGACUCUGCUGUUAAUUUAAAUUUUGUGCAUUAUUGAAAUAAGGUCUAUCACUAUAAUAUAUGCCUUUACAGUUUAAGCUGCAUGAGUAAUUUGAUGUGAGCCUUCUCUUCUCUAAUCUUAUUGUGAUAACUGGUGAUUCUCAAAAGAUGAAAGGCAUUGUGUGGGAUUUUUACCUUCGAAGUGUAUAAUUUUUUGAGAAUUCUUUUCUAAACACCGCCAGUAAGUUUUUAGUUAAGCCCACCAUUGAUGAGCUCUGUCUGUUAAACAUAGAACAAAAUGAUAGUCCUGUUAAAAGUAAUAUAGUUAUCCCACAUUUGAUCAGUACAAGGAUACAACAGACUUCACAGGCAGAGCUGUAAAGUUUCAUUUACAAUGAAUGAGGUGAAAUGGGAACAUUUUUUUAAUUUCGUUGUUAAAUGUGUCCAGUUUAAUUCCAAGUCCCACUUUUCAGAGAUGACCCUGGAGCACUAUCUGUUAAGCACACUUGUGGUUUGCUAACCAUAAGACAGUGAUGUUUACAUAUAUAAAUUCUGAUACACUGUAUACAGAAUAAACCAUAUAAUAUAGCAUGCCAGCUGCAAUAUUGUAGUAACAUUUUUAUCGGUACCCACUUCUCCCUCAAAGUGCUGCUUUUAUCUGUAUUGUAAGUAUAUAUAUAUUGGAAAAAUGCAACUGUUUAUUUUUAUCUAUAAUCAAAAUGUAUAAAAUUGUGCAUGUUACACUAAAAGCUUAGCGCUAAAACUUACUGGCUCAGUAAUCGGUACUUGAGUUGAAAGAACAGUAAUUCCAGUAUAACAGACUGUUACAUGCUAAACAUUUUUACUAAAAGAUUGUCUGACAACUUGGGUAAGCUUCUUCUCUGAUUCCACACUAGAUAUGCUUGGUAGAGCAACUUAAAGUUUGCCACUUGAGACAAUAAGUAAUCAAAUCAUUGAAAUACUGCUGUUAACAUUGCCUGCAAAUUUCAAAGUUUUACAGUACGGGUUUAAUGAUGCAGCCUUCUAUAUGUCUAACACAUGUAGGUAUUAUAAAUGAGACACAUACUUAUAUUUACCUCAGUCAGUUUACUUGCUCUUUAAAACUAUUGCAAACUUCACUGUUAUAAUAUACUGGAGUGUGUGAUUUCCUGUAAUAGUCUAAUCUUCAGGCAGAGGUUAAGACAAUAUAUUGUUCUAACACUUUAAUAUCCUGCUGUAGAUGUAUCUUGAUGUUUCUGGUCUUUUCUCCUAGUUUUAUUGUUUUUGCUCAUCCCUCCAUUGCUCUGCUAAUUUUAUGGUUAAUUAAGACACAUUUAAUAUUGGACUGCAAUCCUUAACUCAAGAAGAACAUUUAAAUGUUAGUAAUGAAGGUAACGGCAAAUAUUAGACAUGCACAUUUCUUUUUAUUUUUCCCAGAAAAUACAUGCUAGCAAAAUAACCUUGUUGUAGAACCUUUCAAAUUGGAAAACAGCAAUAUUUAAAAAAGGUCCCCAGUCUUUGCCUCAGGUUACACCACUUAUUUGGUUUAACCCAGAGCACUGAACUAACGGAUUGACAACAUAUCGCUACCUAAUUAAGACACUUUACUUUUUCAUAAACUAUAGCCCUGCACAACAAAUAAUUGGCAGAAGUUCACUACAUGCAGUUAUGGUUCUUGUAGUUCUUAGGCAAUACAUAUUAGCUGUCAAGCUUCAGUUUCAUUCUAAGUUCAUACUCAGCAGCUAGAUGUCCCAGUAACUGCAAGCUUAAGCCUACAAAUGUAUGCGUUUCUUUGUAUGUUUAUAAAUGCUGCACUGCCUACAAUGUUUCUCUUCAGGUUACUCCAGGGUUGUAAUGAUGACCAUCUUGCCUUAACAUUAACUUAUUCUAAAGUAUAUUAUAAUAACAAGCUGUAGCAUUCAUUAUUUCUGUAUAUGUUAGCAUAUCAGUCUUGUUAAAAAAUCCAUGUUAGGCAUGCAGAAGCCACAGAAUAUAAUCUUACGUGAGAGCAGAUAAAACUUCACAUGGAAAGUGACACUUGGCUAAGCAAACUGCUAAAUACAGAGAAUGAGCCACUGAAAACGAAUUCCUAUAAAAUGACCGUGGGCCUAAAAUAAACAUUUUACACUACAUUUAUAUUUCUGUACUGCCUCUGAAUUUCACAAACUAGAUUUCUUUCACAGGAAAUGAUGAAGCUCAUGUUACUGAAAUACCAAGGGAUCCACUAUGAAUAAUUACAUCUAAUUAAAUUGGCACAUGAUUAUUCAAACGCAAAAUAUCUAACAUCUUGGGAGGUCACAAUUCAGGUACACUCUUAAUGGCAAAAAAUACAAAAUACAUUUUUAUGCAUGUGGUAU